UCAGUGUUGCCACAAACAUUUUUGUUCAGAGAAAGAAGUGGUUUACAGAAGUCAAAAAUGGACCCCCUUUUCUUAGCUUACAGCUAUUACAGGAGAAAGAAGUAUGAACAGUGUGCAGAAAUAUGUACUCAGUUAUUGGAGAAAAAUCCAUACGAUCAGGCUGCAUGGACUUUGAAGACAAGAGCAUUGACAGGACAAGUCUAUGUGGAUGAAGUAGAUGUUGACGAAGAAGGGAUUGCUGAGAUGGUGAUGGAUGAUAACACUAUAGCCCAGGUAUCCAGACCAGGGACGUCACUAAAACAGCCAGGGACAGGACGAGGGGCACCCAGCCAAGGGGUCAGGCCAAUGUCACAAUCUGGUCGGCCACUGUCAGGAUUUGUUAGGCCAAGCACACAGGGAGGAAGACCAGGCACCAUGGAGAAAGCCAUUAUGACCCCCAGAACAGCCCACACGGCCCGCCCAGUCACUAGUGCCUCAGGCCGCUAUGUCAGGCUGGGAACUGCAUCUAUGCUUUCAACACCAGAUGGGCCUUUUAUUAACCUGGCCAGACUUAAUUUUACAAAGUAUUCAGCAAGACCUAAUUUAGCCAAAGCUUUGUUUGAAUACAUAUUCCACCAUGAAAAUGAUGUUCGAAAUGCCCUGGAACUUGCUGCUUUAGCCACUGAAGCUUGUCAGUUCAAAGAUUGGUGGUGGAAAGUCCAGCUGGCAAAGUGUUAUUACAGGCUUGGAAUGUACAGAGAUGCUGAGAAGCAGUUGAAGUCAGCACUGAAGCAGCAGGACCAUGUAGACACAUACUUGUAUUUAUGUAAGGUGUAUUGUCGACUUGACCAGCCCCUGACAGCCAUAGAAGUCUUCAAACAGGGACUAGAGAAGUUCCAAGGGGAGACCACUCUUAUGACAGGGAUUGCCAGAAUUUAUGAGGGGAUGAAUGAUAUGGACAAUGCAGUAAAGUUUUAUAAAGAUGUGCUUAAUUAUGACAGUAUGUAUGUUGAGGCCAUAGCCUGUAUAGCUACAAACCACUUCUACACUGACCAGCCGGAGGUGGCACUCAAAUUUUACAGACGCUUGCUGCAGAUGGGAGUAUAUAAUGCUGAGCUCUUCAAUAACCUUGGCUUAUGCUGCUUCUAUGCUCAGCAAUAUGAUAUGACCUUGACAUGUUUUGAACGAGCCCUGUCAUUAGCGGAGGAAGUAACUUUAUCAGAAGUAUGGUACAAUAUUGGACAUGUAGCAUUGGGUAUUGGAGACAUGACAUUAGCCUACCAAGCAUUUAGACUUACCUUAGCCAAUAAUAAUGACCAUGCAGAAGCUUAUAAUAACCUGGGUGUCUUAGAACUAAGAAAAGGCCAUGUAGAAAUGGCUCGAGCAUUUUUCCAGGCUGCACUAAGUCUGGCUCCUCAUAUGUAUGAACCCCAUUAUAAUUGGGCUGCUCUGGCAGAUCAGCUUGGAGAUCUACAGAGCAGUUACAAUGCUGCAAAGAGAGCAGUAGAGGCAUUCCAAAAUCAUGUGGAUUCUAAGGAACUUCUCAAACAGCUGAAACAUCACUUUUCUCUUCUCUAGAUAUGUUUUCUUUUACGUGAAGACUUUGUGGGCUAUAGAACAAAAUCGAAAAUGGAGACUGAAACUGUUCAUAUACCAGACAAAAAGAUGACUUUUUUUCCUGUGAUAAUAUACAUGUAUGAGAACUCUUUUGUUUUGAUUAAAAUGUAUGCAUAUUAUUAUUCUACGACUGAUAAUGAAGAAUUGAUAAGUAAAACAGAUAUGAAUUGUUUCACACAUUACAUACUGUAUGUACGAGGGUCAUUCAAAAAAUACAUAGACAAUAUCACUUCAUAAUAUUACUUUUAUAAGAUUGAAGAUCAAUACAUUUGCAAAUGUAAACAUUAUUUUGUCAAAGUGUGCAGUUUCAUUCCAUUUGAUUAAAUGGAACUUGUGAUACUUAAUUUUAAAAUUAAUAUGUUUUGUCACCACUGAGCACUCUCAAUGACAUUUUAACUUCAAAAACAACGGUGUGAAAAUUCUUCAAGAUUCAUUUCCAUCGUCAUUUCUCACACAGUCUGUAGCACCUUACCCACUCAUUAAAAACAUUUUAACACUUGACACUUAGUUUGCUAAAAAAAAAUUGAGUAGCAUUAAGUUAGUUUGUUGAUGUUUUCAAAUCUUAACCGCGCAACUUUGCUUUCACAAGUUCUGCAACAGUGAAGCACACAUCACUUUCCAUGAUCUUAUUUGUCUUUUGACCAGACUUUUAACUAUAAUCUUUUCCUUGCAGACCGUCCAUCAUGGGUUAAGUUUCUACCACUCAAAAAACUGUCCUUGUCAUGAUAUAUAUACAAACGCAUGCUCACUUUUGAUAUAUUUCCUUGUUCCUCCAGCAUUUUCAGAGUCUAUAUUAGGAUUUUCUGAGUUCAAAACAUUAUUAUAUCACUACUUGCUGCUCCAUGAUGUAGACAUCAUCUUUUUUUCCUUUUUUUUUUCAAAGAGGACUACCUGUCCUUUGAAAUCACUUUCAUUUUAAUGAAGCAAUGUAUCACAUUACAAUUUGCCAUCUGAUAUUAUAAAACAAUACUAAAUUUAAAG
Molecule: messenger RNA, 2577 nt
Organism: Saccostrea echinata
Lineage: Eukaryota; Metazoa; Mollusca; Bivalvia; Ostreida; Ostreidae
Product: tetratricopeptide repeat protein 8-like
Exons: 11
Coding region: 58-1557 (499 amino acids)
Biological process (GO): non-motile cilium assembly
Cellular component (GO): ciliary basal body; BBSome; non-motile cilium
Molecular function (GO): protein binding
Source: RefSeq, a predicted model, not a curated record